Molecule: messenger RNA, 291 nt
Organism: Aspergillus tanneri
Lineage: Eukaryota; Fungi; Ascomycota; Eurotiomycetes; Eurotiales; Aspergillaceae
Exons: 5
Coding region: 1-291 (96 amino acids)
Source: RefSeq, a predicted model, not a curated record
AUGCUCCCGGGGCCGGCGGCGGCGGAGAUCCCAAUCGUGGCGGCGGCCGAGGGAGAUCAGAAAAGUGGGUUGAGGACUGUUCUCAUUAUAAACCGCGACAAGUGCGCCUAUUGCCGCUGUCGGGGGCAACACAAGGAGCAAUGCGAGCUCAAUCACGGCUAUCGCGCCAUAGGGUGCAUGGAAAUAGAGGCGCGAGACACCCGCGUCGUGUUGGCUGUGACAGUGGUGGUACCUAGGGGAGGGGGGCCAUCACCGCCGCAGCUAGGAGAACGAGCGUCCCGCCACCGCUAA